AUGUCAGUAUGCACCCGAAGAAGGCAUAACGUCUCUGCAAAAAGUGAAAGGCCGAAUGACGGCGUAUGGAACGGACCCGGGUUAAAUGCCUUACAUUGUGUUAGACCUUUCCCGCGUCAGUAUGCUUCCAUGUGCAGAGGAUUUGACAAACGGGGGAAGAAGAAUACGACGCAGCGGGAAAGAUACAACAUGGUAAAGGAUCAAACCAUGUUUAUUUCGUGCAAGACAGGCUUCAAUUUUUCUAGGCGCAAAAGAUUUGGCAGGAGUGACAGUGCUGCAGGUCUAACCAUCAGCUGCAAUAUGGUUUCACGGUUCGGGGUUCAUAGGAAGGGGAAGCUUCUAUCUUGGUGGGGGGGAAAUGAGAGACUCCAGGACAGUCUCGAACAAGUCACAAACGAUGUAUACCCUCCAGAUGAUAAUUCCACAGUGGGAGAACGACGCCGCAGUUUCGAAGUACCCCGACACAGUUACUCCCCCGAGGAGUGCACUAAAACGAUUCUCGAAAAUAUUCUGCAGAGAAGCGCCAUACAUAAUUGCACACAAAAUGAGGAGCUGUGCAUGCUGCUUAAGGGACUAAACGCUCUGCUUAGCAAAUUACAUUUGCAUCAUUACGGAAAAGAAGACGACGCAGGGGGUGUACUCGAUGUCCACUCUGUGUCUACACAUGAGACAGAUGCAAAAAGUGGACAAGAACAAAUGAUUGAUUUUCACAAAAUGAACAGAGGUACACCUUGUAAGCAUAAUUACCUGAACGAGUCAGGCGAUUUUUCUACAACGAAUAAACAUCAUGGGAGUAGUGAACACACCUGUGCGUCAUGCUCCCCUCCCGAUGUACUCACAGGAAGGGCAUUUAAAACGUGGGUGUUCCCACUCAAUUUGAUGCUUAUCAAGUCGUGGGUCGACAAUAUUGUAAAAUCUGUGUGUGCAGAUGAUCAUGCUGAGAGGGAAAUUUCUAAAAAGAGCAACAUCUUUGUUAAGUACGACAAUGUUAUUCAAAAGAGGUUGUUCUUUCAUUUGGUGUGUUUUUACACACGAAUUGCGACGUGGAUGGGGGAUCGCCAAAGGGAUGUUAUUCUAUACCUCUACACAGAGGACGACGAGGCGGCAGAAAAUUUCUACAGCCAUUUGAAGGAGAUAUAUUCGGAAGAGUCGGUCAGCUUUUUUAAUUACAAAAAUUGCAUACAUAAUGACAAGACAGCUUUUAUAUUUUUAGUGUCGUAUGAUGAAUUCUUCAACUUAACCCUACGCGUUGCUAACAAGACGCCGGCCGAUUUGGAGAAGUACCUGAACGGCAAGGCAAAAUGUGGCUCUGGCUGUUCCAACCUGUUUUCCCUUUUUUCGCAUCUCCUUGUAAGUGCCCCCCGCGGUGGGGAAGAGAAGUGCGGCGAAGCACAGUACACGUUUAAAAUAUUUCUGGACGAUUUUAACGUCGCGUAUAAUUAUGGCCAAAGCGUGAUAGAGAAAAAUCUUUACGAGCACCUUUUCCCUGCUGUUGACUUGCGGAGAGGGAAUAUCACAUUUUACCCCCUUUUGAGGACCUCUUUCCCCACGUUGUGGUUUAAAAUUUGGCUGGAACAUGUCCACAAGGAAUGCUAUUCCGUCAAUCUGCAAAAAAGGAAAAACGUUUUUAUUUUGCACAAAAGGUUUAUUCUGCCUCUGUUGGAAGAGGAGGCCAACACGCAGUGGAGGUCGUCCAGCAGAUCGGACAGAGGAAGCCCCAAAGAAAUCGCGCAAAGGGACAAAAUGAUUAUAACCCCAAGUUUGUACCCCCUCUUCGAUCUGGCGACAAAUAAAAAAAGAAAUUUCCGAAACCCACAUGUGGAACAAUACAUGUCCAUUUUUAACAAACACAGAAAAGAAAUUAUCGUAGAGUAUUUAAAGAGGCACAACUUGUACAACAUAAAUAAGUUAAAAAGGAAAGACAAAAAAAUAAAAAGAAAAUUUAAUAUCGCCAGGAGGUUUUUAAAAAAAAAAAAAAAACAUUUGACAAAUUUGGAAAUCUCGCACUACAUAAAUUUCUUCAUGAACAGAAAAAAAAAAGGAAGUAUAUUCUUUAGAAAAAACGUUAUUGAUUAUGAUUAUGUGACUGGAAAGGAGUUUCUACAGGGGAGGGAUAAGGUGCAGAUUUUAACAAGGGGGUUGUGCAGUUGGCAUCGGGGGGAAGCAUCCUCGGCAGGAAGAACUCAUGUUGAUGGAUUCUCUUCACAAGGUGAACCGCGCAGCAAUGAUAAACAAAUGGAUAGUUCGCGAACAGUGGGCAGGCAAAACGGACAUGAUUCGAGAUGGGCGCAAGAUGAAGCAUGCGGUGAAGGAAUUAAUGCCCCUUUUUUUCUGCAAAGUAGAGGAGCGACACGGCGUCCCUGCAAUAAGGACACGUCUCUCCCAAAUGAAGCAAAACAUUUUUGUUACAAAAGUGGAGAGACACAGGAAGCGUCGUCUAAAUGUACUGCACACGGCGCUGUCCCACUGUACCCGUGCAUUUACUACACAUUCGAUAAGGACGCAUUUGAAAAUUUUUCCAACGAGGUGUACGCAGGGCUUCCGUUUUUACCUGAACGGUUCAGGCGAAAAUGGAGAAGUGUGUUACAAAAAUAUGACGAGGCAAUACGCCCAAGUUUUUCCUGUAAAAAGUACCUCCUAAAGGGGCUCUUCUUGAUCAGGGAAAAGUUAAGCGCAGUGGAAAGACAGUUCAUUAAGGAGUUACUAACAAAUGGCCUUAUUAAAAUAAUUUUGUCUUGUGUAGAUAUUUCUUCUGACCGUAUUGGGGUCAACACCGUGUUUGUGGAGGAUGUGCAGGUGUACGUAAAGGAUAAACUCCCUCAGUACAAUCGUCUUCUUAACCUGAUAAAUUGCCUGCAGGGGGAGGUUUUAUACCCCUCCGGUGGGAGCAGCCUUUUGGGGAAUCGCCUUCCGGGGAACAGCUCCUACUGGGGAGAAGCGCCCCCAGUGGACGACGCUUACAGACUCCACUUUGUAAAAUACUUUUUGUACUUAAAUUGGGCGAAGAUAUUCAGAAAGUACACCCUUUCAAAUAAUGACUUGUUAAAUUUAUUUGCAAAUUGUACAAACUGUUUUUUAAUUCCAAGGAGAUAUGAAGACAUUUCCAUUUUGUUAAAUUUGAAGAGCGAGGGUUACUUAAAUAUAUCCCAUUUGCACAAACCGGUGCUGCGCGAUUUUUACUUUAAUCUUUUCCACGGGAGCAUUAGCAAGGGGGUCUCUUUAUCCCUGAACGGUGUAGGGGAAGGGCGAAUGAAUGAAUUAGCCUUGUUUGAUGACCAGGUGAGGAAGCCUCCUGGGGUAGAAAAAACCUAUCCCUUCUUCUACACGGAACGGAAGUGGGGCAGCGAAGAACAAGAUAUGUCCCCACAUAAUGUAAUCCACAUGGCAAUAAAAACAGCAGAAGACGUUCACAAAAUUUACAAAUAUAAAGAAACAAAUGAGACCAUUCUACUGCACCAUUUCUUGGGCAUGUCGAAGGGGACAGCCUACUCGAUUAAUUAUUUCGACAUUUUGUACAUUCAUUUUGUGAUGAACAAAAAUAUUGUAACAAUAAAAAGGCAGCUCAUAAAUAAUGUGUUCGAAUUUUAUACUCUUAAGAGGAAAGAAUUUGAAAAGGCAUGUGUCACCUCUGAUAGGGAAGACAAAAUGAAUGAUUAUGUGAAGAGGGUCCAAAGAAUAAAAAAAUAUUUUCCAGAGCAUUACGCAUAUGUGUACCAUGAUACGUUUGUAAAAUAUAAUAAUAUUAAGAAGGAAGUGAGAGAUGAGUUGAGGAGGAUGUACAGGCAAAAGUAUAACAUGCUGCGUAAAAGCAUUUGUGAAGGCGACCAGAGUGAUGUGCUUUUGACCACUGUCGACUCGGACCGCUGCAUUAUACUGGACGUGUAUAAAAUGAAGCCAUCCGGAUUGGGCGAGGGAAAAAAAAAACAGACACGUGAUUUGUACGUUUGCGCGAACAGCAGGGGGGAGCUGUUCAUAUGUGACAUAUUCUUCUUUGAUACAAUUUUAAAGGAUAAAAAAAUGUGUGACUUUAUUUGGGAAAGGAAUAAAGACAUAAGCUACGUGGAUCAUUUGUUUGGCCAAAGGGAUGUGGUUAAUUACGAGCUUCUCUUCAAGGAACGCCACUUCCCGUUUGACAUUCAUCUGGGAGAUUGCGGGGGGGGUGCGGAUGGGAUGGACAACAACAGUGUCCCCACCGAGGAGAAAAAAAAAAAAAAAAAAAUUUUCCACAAAUUUGUAGUUAACAAGAUCAGGGUAAGUAGAAAAUCGAGCGGAGAGGAACAAAUUGCAGAAGUAAAUGGGGAGGAAACAAAAAUGGUGAACCUGGAGGACUUAUUUCAAAAUUGGUACAGCGACAAUUUGUACACUGGAAAAAAAAGGCUGUCCCUUUAUUGGCAAAAGCUGGUGAGCUUGAAGAGAGAAAUGAUUGAGCAGUGCUCGAGGAGGUUGAACAAAGACAUGGGAAGGAAUGCGCACAACGGGUGUGUAGAAGCGGACCACUAUAAGGAUGCGGGAUGGUAUCCGUUGGAGGAGGGAGAAAAGCGUAUGACGUACGCAUUGAACAGUUUCAGCGAAGGUGCCAUGACAAGUUGUGUGACUCGGAACGGACACUGCCAAUCACCUUCAAACAAAAUUAUAAGCGCGAAAAUUAUGGGUACCCUCAAGAAAUACAAAAAAAAAAAAAACAGCGGAACUAGAAAUAAUUACACAAAGGAAAUGAACAAAGUGGAUCGAAUAUUUGGAAAUAACAGAAAGACCAUGAUGGAUGAGUUAAAAAAAAUUUUGUCUUUUCUUCAACACCUUGACCUUGUCGACACGCUACGCAAUUUUAUAAACCCACACGUGAGAAAUACCCUGUGGUUUUACAUAAUAACAUUGUAUAUUAACAAGCAGUAUGAGGUGGACCCAGGAAAGUUCCUUGUUCAGCCAGAACUCCUAAUGACAAUUUUUUACAUAUGCUUUUGUAAAGGAGAAGGAGAUUACUUGGGGAACUAUUUGGCCUCUUUUCAAAUCAAGAGCGACGCGUUGCGAGGCGUCGUCGUGGAUGUGUUCGCAUACAAGCAGUUGUUGUCCUAUGUGCAGGACAGGUUCCAAAUCAACGUGGAGAUCCCGUUCAACCUGGAGGGCGUGCAAAACCUGUAUGAAGGGCUAAUUAAAUUAAGACAAAAAAAAUUUACAGAAAUGGACCCCGAUGUGAAAGCCAAACUAUACCACCUAAGCAUCAUCGUUCACACAAUUAUGUCGAGCAAUUUUAACGAAGGGGUAAAUCAAAUUCUGCUUCAGUUUGUUCGUUAUGUGGAGGACAUGAGGAGAAUCACCAAGGUGAUGUAA
Molecule: messenger RNA, 5328 nt
Organism: Plasmodium fragile
Lineage: Eukaryota; Apicomplexa; Aconoidasida; Haemosporida; Plasmodiidae
Exons: 2
Coding region: 1-5328 (1775 amino acids)
Source: RefSeq, a predicted model, not a curated record